Molecule: messenger RNA, 1214 nt
Organism: Capsella rubella
Lineage: Eukaryota; Viridiplantae; Streptophyta; Magnoliopsida; Brassicales; Brassicaceae
Product: ribosomal RNA small subunit methyltransferase, mitochondrial
Exons: 2
Coding region: 10-1155 (381 amino acids)
Biological process (GO): rRNA methylation
Cellular component (GO): mitochondrial matrix
Molecular function (GO): rRNA (adenine-N6,N6-)-dimethyltransferase activity
Source: RefSeq, a predicted model, not a curated record
ACCAAAGUGAUGCUUGUUGGAUCGAAGAACCAAACGCUCGCCAAACUCAACUCAACUCGAUCGUACUUAUCUUGUUUGGUUCUCCGACGAGAUUCUCACUCGCAGGUUCGUGCCAACCCCGACGAUGAUCGCCGGAGAAGAGGGUACGAGAGGAAUUUUGGAAUCGAUGGGAAGAAGAAGGAACAUGAUGGUUUGUUUCUGUGCAAGAGCAAAGGCCAGCACCUUCUUACCAACACCAGAAUCCUAGACGCCAUUGUCCGUAGCUCCGAUGUUAGGCCGACCGAUACCGUCUUGGAGAUCGGACCUGGUACCGGAAAUCUCACCAUGAAGCUUCUUGAAGCUUCUCACAGUGUCGUCGCCGUUGAGUUAGAUAAGCGUAUGGUGGAGAUUCUCCGCAAAAGGGUUUCCGACCAUGGUUUUGCUGAUAAGCUUACGAUUAUUGAAAAAGACGUUCUGAAGACAGAUUUCCCUCAGUUUGAUCUCGUGGUUGCAAACAUUCCGUACAACAUAUCUUCUCCUCUUGUGGCGAAGCUUGUAUACGGCUCCAAUACGUUUCGUAGCGCCACGCUCUUGCUUCAAAAGGAAUUCUCUCGCCGGCUCCUGGCAAAUCCAGGAGAUUCCGAUUUCAACAGGUUGGCGGUGAACGUGAAGUUGGUAGCUGAUGUUAGAUUCGUUAUGGAUGUGAGUAAAAGAGAGUUUGUUCCACCGCCUAAAGUCGAUUCAUCCGUAGUUAUGAUCACGCCAAAGGAGGUCAAACCAGAUGUUAAUGUUCAAGAAUGGCUGGCAUUCACUCGCACCUGUUUCGGGAAGAAGAAUAAGACGCUUGGUUCCAUGUUUAGGCAGAAGAAGAAGGUCAUGGAGUUGCUGAGUUUGUCUGCAGGGAGGAAUGGUUCGAAUGUUGGGGUUAUGAAUCAGACAUGUGGUGAUUUUGAGAGCGAUGAUGAAGAUGGGAGAGGUAAGGUGUUGUGUUUGGAUACAGAUGCAAGCAUGUUCAAGGAAAGGGUGAUUGGAAUUCUGAGAACUAAUGGGUUCGAAGAGAAGAGACCAUCGAAGCUUUCUCACGGCGAGUUGUUGCAUUUGCUUUCUUUGUUUAACCAAGCCGGCAUUUUUUUCCAUGAUGUUACAUCAUCACCGAUAAUAGAUCUACACGAAUAAUUCAGGAUUUUAUUUUGGUAGAACACUUUCACUUUGAAUAUAUUUUUCUCUGAAGAUGA